Messenger RNA from Debaryomyces tyrocola, 303 nucleotides. NCBI's taxonomy places the organism in Eukaryota, Fungi, Ascomycota, Pichiomycetes, Serinales, Debaryomycetaceae. The record is from the annotation of a GenBank genome assembly.
AUGGCAAUGUCCCACAAUGCUUGUGCUGCUAUCUGGGGUGCUGUAUCUCUUGUACCAAAGGAGUGUGUUGAGCUUUGGAACACUUUUACAAAUGGCAAAGGUCUUGAUAAGGCUAGGGAACAAUGGAAAUUCCUCUGGGAAGUCAGCGAUUUUUUAGAGAAUGUUAACCAUCCAGCUGGUAUUAAGGCAGGCCUUGAUAUUAUUGGACAAUCUUCCGGGCCUGUCAGACUCCCAUCUCUCCCAUUGGAGAAGGAGGAAGUCAGUAGAUUCAGCAGAAUUCAUGAAAAGAGAAGACACAAAUAA